Molecule: messenger RNA, 2118 nt
Organism: Monascus purpureus
Lineage: Eukaryota; Fungi; Ascomycota; Eurotiomycetes; Eurotiales; Aspergillaceae
Source: the annotation of a GenBank genome assembly
ACAGGUCCUAUUUCUAUACGUAAAUAAUAAACCUGGCAUAUCAUAUGAGAAUCUCCAGGCCCGGGAUUCGAGGCUGUUGGAACCACGGUAGCUCUCUUGAUGGAUAGCCGUUCCCUUCUUCUGUCUUCACAGUUCGACUCUCUCUUCCCUUCCUGCUGAAGCAAAUCUUGUCCAGCAACAGUGUUGUAUAGAAUUAGCACCGUCAGCGUUGACCCCGCAGUCAAUCUGGAAGAAUCCCGACUCUCUUCGCUCGCUUUUCUCUUCCGCGACACGCGGGCAAGGGGCUGACAGCAUUGAACGCCUCCUACCUGCAACGCUAACCCCGUUCUCUUUUGUUGUUAGCUCUAUUCUAUUAUCGCUCGAGUCCGCGACGUCUAUAUUAUCCUCGCUGUCCGCGAAACCGCGCCAGGUGCACACGCUGUACAUCGAUCAUCCCAGCCUUCGCUAGCGAUUGCCGAGACGACGCGGCUCUCAUUAUUACCAUACCUCCAUUGUCCUUGUCCAUAGCUAGCUAGUACAUAUCUUUUCUCUCCGUCGCACCCGCGCACUCACCCCCCCGCGAAAAUGGCUUCACAACCUGCGAAACCCAAGAUCCAGCCUUGCCGGUACAAGACUGGGAAGACACUGGGAGCAGGCUCCUAUUCUGUGGUCAAGGAAUGCGUGCAUACCGAGACGGGCCGAUACUAUGCUGCCAAGGUCAUCAACAAGCGCCUAAUGGCCGGACGAGAGCACAUGGUAUGGCAAAAUUAUCGGCAGUACACUCCUAGAUAAAUGGCAGAGCAAAUGCUGAUGAGUGUCGCCUGUCGAUAUAGGUCCGCAAUGAAAUCGCGAUAUUGAAAAGGGUCUCCAUGGGCCACCGGAACAUCCUCACUCUGGUCGACUACUUCGAGACUAUGAACAAUCUGUACCUGGUUACGGACCUUGCUCUGGGUGGAGAGCUCUUCGACCGUAUCUGCCGUAAAGGUAGCUACUACGAGUCUGAUGCUGCGGAUCUCAUCCGUGCGAUCCUCUCUGCGGUGGCGUACUUGCAUGACCAUGGCAUUGUCCAUCGUGAUUUGAAACCAGAGAAUCUCCUCUUCCGCACACCGGAGGACAAUGCGGACCUGUUGAUCGCGGACUUUGGUCUGUCGAGGAUCAUGGACGAGGAGCAAUUCCACGUUCUGACAACGACUUGCGGUACCCCGGGGUACAUGGCUCCGGAAAUCUUCAAAAAAAGUGGACACGGGAAGCCAGUAGAUAUUUGGGCCAUCGGUGUCAUCACCUACUUCCUACUAUGCGGCUAUACGCCCUUCGACCGCGACUCCAACCUGGAAGAGAUGCAGGCCAUCCUUGCAGCAGACUACUCUUUCGCCCCGGCCGAAUACUGGCGUGGUAUCUCCGAAACAGCUCGCGAGUUCAUCCGUCGAUGUCUCACCAUCGACCCCAAGGAACGCAUGACCGCCCACGAAGCCCUCCAGCACCCCUGGAUCAAUCCCCCCUACGAUCCAGCCGAUCCCGAGGGCUUCGCCGGCGUCGGCGAAGACCUGCUACCAACCGUCAAGAAGAACUUCAACGCCCGACGAACGCUGCACAAGGCUAUCGAUACUGUUCGUGCCAUCAACAAACUUCGUGAAGGUGGCCAUCUCAUGAUGGAUGGUGUUAUGAGCGUUGAUCCCAAACCUUCAGCAGCGAACAACAGCCGUGUUAAUCAGGCCCAAUCACAACCGCAGGCUAGUAGACAUCCCGGUGCAAUGGAGAUUGAUAGUCGCGGUGACGCGCGAGGGCAGACACAGGAGCAGAUCCGCGCCCAGGAACAAAGGGUAAAGGAAGUCGUGACUGGGCUUUGGAGCAAGUCUGUUAAUCAGAAGCGAUGAUCUCGGGUAUAUAACUCGUUUUUCUUUUCUUUCUCCGUACAGUUUUUUUUCCUGUUCUUUAUUGGAAUAUACUCUGCUGAUUGGAUUGGUUUCAUUUUCGCUUCUAUUUUGGACUCCGCCGUCUCAGGACUGACUGACUGACUUAUUGGUUUCUGGUUUUGUCUUUUCUGCCUAGUUGUCUUGUCAUAUUUGUUGUGCUCUGUAUAUGUGCUCUAUGAGUAGAUGAUUGUUGAUAAUAAAUUUGAAUACAUUUAUUUACAUGUAG